This is a messenger RNA of Rhinolophus ferrumequinum (greater horseshoe bat), 945 nucleotides long. RefSeq names its product olfactory receptor 14A16-like. Gene Ontology annotation, cellular component: membrane. Gene Ontology annotation, molecular function: G protein-coupled receptor activity; olfactory receptor activity. The transcript has a single exon. Gene Ontology annotation, biological process: G protein-coupled receptor signaling pathway. Lineage: Eukaryota; Metazoa; Chordata; Mammalia; Chiroptera; Rhinolophidae. The record is from RefSeq and is a predicted model, not a curated record.
AUGAACAAUAUCUCAGUGGUGACUGAAUUUAUUCUUCUGGGUUUCUCUGGCUCAUGGAUGCUUCAGUUCUUCCAGUCUGGGGUUUUUAUAGUCAUGUACCUGUCAGCCAUGAUGGGUAAUGUCCUCAUUAUUGCCAGAACAUCUUUGGACCCAUGCCUCCACACACCCAUGCACUUCUUCUUAAGGAAUCUGUCUUUGUUUGACCUAUGUCUCAUUUCAGCAGUUGUGCCCAAAACUGUUGUCAACUCUUUGACUUACAGCAAUUCAUUUUUUGGCUGUGUCACCCGACUCCUCCUGGUGCCACUUUCAGCAGUGUCAAAGCUGUUCCUCCUCACAGCAAUGUCCAUUGACCACUAUGCUGCCAUUUGCCAUCCCCUGCACUAUGAAGCCAUUAUGAACGGGGACAUAUGUGUGCAGAUGGCUGCUCUCUCCUGGGUCACUGGUGGUUUGAUAUCCGUUAUACAAACCUUCUCCUUAUCUUACUGUGGACUCAACGAAAUCCAACGUUUCUUCUGUGACAUUCCCCAGUUGUUAGCUAUUAUUUGCUCAGAGAAUAUAACUGCAGAUAUUGUGUUCAUUCUCGUUAAUGCAGUUGUGGAUUUCUGUUGCUUUAUCUGCAUAAUAAUCUCAUACAUCUAGAUCUUCUUCACUGUCAGAAAAAUCCCAUCUGCAGAAGGGCAGUCAAAAGCGUAUUCCACUUGCCUCCCACAUCUGGUUAUUGUUGCACUUUUUCUGUGAAUUGCUUUCAUUGCCUACCUAAAACCUAUGUUUGGGUCUAUAUCAUUCACUGAUCUCAUUUUAUCUUCUCUAUAUAUUUUGUUGCCCCCUUUUCUUAACCCCAUUAUAUACAGCCUAAGAAACAGGGCCAUAAAGGUAGGUUUGGAGAAGUUGAUCACCAGAAAGCUCUUGACAAAGGAAAGUAUUCUUCUUUUUCUCCAAGAAUAG